AUGAAUUCUGGUGAGUGAACAUGUUUCAGCUGCAUUUAUUACAAUUUCAAUUUCAUUUUAUGAAUUGAAAUUCAAAACUUUUUUUUGCUCGAAUUGUUUUCAUGAAUUAAAAAUUAUUGAUCUGCCCCGCGAAUUUUCUCGGCGCCGAAUAAUUCAAUAAUUUCAAAAAAAAAAAGAAAAUUGAUUUUUUUUCUCGAGCGCAGAGCUGAAGAUGGUGUUAGAGCAACUGGUAUAAUUCUAGAACUUUAGAUUUUUCGAGAAAAAGCCCUUACUGUAUGAAAGUUGCUCUAACUUUUGAAGUUAACUUAGCGCUGUUUCAUUUCUCGCUUUUUAAUUGAAAAAAAUAUGUUUUGCAGUCGGUGGAGUAGCUACCGAACGUCGUUUACCUCCUCAACAAUCAAUCUCUUCACAAUCUCCUUCAAUCAUCAACAAUUCUUUGCUUUUUCUUCCCAACGCCACCACAAUUAUCAACGAAUCUGAAUUUCCGACGCUGGGCGCGAAAGGUUUUCGUUUUUAUUUUCUACUUGCAAUUUCUAAUCAUAAAUUUCUUACAGGAACUUCUUCUCUCGGCGGAGGAUUCUCACCGAUUCCAACAACGAGUGGAGUUGUUUUGAACGCUGCCCAAGCGAAUUCGUCACUCCUCAAAGAUUCGUCGUUUCGCGCCAAUUAUGGUAGGUUUACUAGACUGGAUAAGUAUCAAAUCUCAGACAUUUUGAUCCGCUGAUAUAAUCAGCAAGUCAAAAACUACUAUUUAUGAUUUUUAUAUCAAAACUACCAAAAAACAAGUUUUUCAUAAAACAUCGAAAAUAUUUUUGAAAAACCAAUUAUAAAAAUCAACUUCGACAUGAGAACUUGUUUUUCUAAUAACCCUUUUCAAAUAAAACUCACGCGAUUCCAUUUUCCUUGGUAGAUUUGCGCAAAAUUUCCACUCGAAAAAAAAAAUUUUCCCCGAAAAGACUACGGUACACAUUGCGUACCACACAUUUAAUCCCACGCGCACAAAUUUUAUUUUCUCUUGCAAAAAUAAAAUAUCCCGCAACACACGUUUGGUUGAAUGGAAAAGAAAAUGCUGUUUGCAGCUACUCUCAUGCGAGCCGAUCCGUCGCUGACGAACUCCGAAUUUCAAAUUCAAAACGAAGAUUUUCCGGCGCUUCCAGGUGUUGGUGGCGGCUCGCAAGCAGCAAGGCCAAUGAUGGGAAACGAUGUAAGUGUUUUUGAGGUUUGGGAUUGUUCAGUAUAGUUUUUCAAAGUUCACAAGAGAAAUCUUUUGAAUGAUGAGAAAUGCUGUGAAAAUAAUUUUCUUAGAAUGGAAGAGCAUAAGGUCACGGAAUAAAUUGUUGAUAAAGCGUAGCGAAAUGUAUUAAAACAACAACGCUAAUCACGAUUCCGUAUAUAUUCAAAGAAAUUUCUCUGGAGAUUUUUGACUUCGAGAUCGUGACGGUCGGUUUAGUAUGUUUCACCAUGUUUUAUCAAAAAAUUCUGAGUUUCACAACAUUUCUCAGAGCUGAAAAAUUUCACUGAAUUAACCCAUUAAUUCAGUUUUAUUUCUAAAAACAAACUAUGUGAACAAUUCCUAAUAAUAUAUUUUUUGCAGCUUUUGCAUCAAAUGAUGGCCGAAGACCAUCAUAAUUCUGAGAAUUAUCCUGGAAAUGAUUGCGAUGCGGCGGCAGCUUUCGGAAUUUCAAGGAAUAGCGAUGUACCAACAAAAGGUAUUAUAACUCACCCGGAUGGCGAAGUCACCAAUAUUCCACCAUCAAUGUUGGCUGAUCAAUUUGGAAUGGCUGGAUUAGUAACAUAUCUAAGGACUGUUGAUAAUCCAUCAAUUGUUUCGCUAGCACUUGGUUACGAUUUGACGACUUUAGGUCUAAACCUGAAUUUGUCUGAACGACAACUUUACACGACAUUUGGCGGACCUUGGGCUGACACCCCAAUUCGACCGCAUGAAUUGGAUGUGAAAGUGCCGGAAGAAUAUUUAACCAAUGUUCAUAUCAGGGAAAAAUUGCCACCGGUGAAAAUGAAUAAACUAUCCGAAGAUGUGCUAUUCUAUCUAUUUUAUAAUUGUCCAAGUGAAGUGUAUCAGUUGGCGGCUGCUUGUGAAUUGUGAGUUCAUUUUUUGUGGCGAUGUGGAUAGCGGAAAAUGUGUUUUUUCAAGCGUGAAACCUUUAGUGAACAAAAAUUGAAAAUCAUUUCGUAAUAAGAUUUUUUUUCAUUUUGCAUCUGCUUUUGGCCAGAUGUUCAGCAGAUUUUUUCUAACAAGGAAGAAAAUGAAAGACUUUUUUGAAACCAAAGAGACCACGUGAAAAAUGUAGCGCUCAGAGAAAUUGAGCUGACAUUUUUUGAAGUUCGCGCUUCGAGAAAUUUAGGGGAAAAUUUGAAUUUUCGAAUUUUGUACUUUGAAAGUUCAGAGGUGGUUUCAUUCAAAAAUUAAUUUCAAAAAACCCGCUAAUUUUGUUGCAGAUAUCAACGCGAAUGGCGGUACCACAAAGUGGAAGGAGUUUGGCUAACUCGAUCACAAUACGGUGGAAUCAAAGAGCAAACUGGAACAUAUGAAAAGGGACAUUACAAUGUGUUUGAUCAAUUACAGUGGCGAAAAAUUCCAAAAGAGCUGAAAUUGGAAUAUAAAGAGUUGGAAGAACGACCAAAAGUGCCGAAUUUGACGCAUUUGGGAAUUGCGAUUUCAGGAUCAACAUUUCCAACAACUCCAGCUGCCGCUGCUUAUAAUAUGCAUUCUGCCGCCAGCACAUCAGCCAAUGCAACAAGUAUGUGAAAUUGAGAGGGAGAAGAGUUGCUGGGGACUAGAGUGUAGUUUUGGUUUGAAAUUUGAAAAUUUUUUCUGAUGUUCGAAAAUUUACUGUUUCAAUUUUUGAUUUUCAAUAGUUUUUUUUUUGCGAAUAACUAUUUUUUCAAUACGGGCGAAAAAUUUGAUGAAAGCGGAACUAAAUCAAAAAAAAUUCGCAAAAAUAUUGUGUCUGGAAUUUUUCUCUUCAAAAAUGCUCAAUUUUUGCAGCACAAGCUAGUCUGGUGACAACAUUAAAUAAUCUUGGACUGGGUCCUGGUGGAAAUGGAGGUGGAAGUAGUGGUUCGUUGACACCUCCACCAACAUCAUCAGCGGGUAUGAAUGGAGUGAUUUUGGGUGGAAAUAGUGGAGGAGUGAUAGGUGGCGGAUUAUCACAUCAUUCAACACAACAACAACAACAACAACAACAGCAGAUAAUUGGUGGUGGAACAAGUAGUAUUGCGAGUAGUGCUAUGCCAUCUCCUGUUUCAGCGCCUGGCACUGGAACACCAGCACGAGCAACACCUAAUUAGGUAGGGGAUUUUUUGAUAUUGGAUAAGUCUAAACUUGAAAAGUUGAAGAUUUUUCUAUUAUCGUCUAGCCUGGAAUUUUUCUUAAAAAAUUUAAUUUGUGAAAAUCAAAAUUUAGAUGAAAAUUCACCAAUUUCUAGGUUAUUUUCCAAAAACUAUAAUUAAAAAAAUUUCACUGUUUUUUCGCAAAAAAUAACACUGAAAUGUUAUUGUAUUUCCAGAAAUGCAUCGAAAUGUUUAGAAAAUGUACAAACCGUUUUACAGGGUGUUUCAUAAAUAGUGUUACAACUUGCACAGCUCACCUAGGGAAGCGCAAAAGAUCAAAACUCAAUAUUAUUUGACACAAACUUAGCCGAACGUAGGUAUGACAAGAUUUGAAAAUGAAUAACAUCUCAUUUCAACUUUCACACCAUUGCCACCAGCUCAAGUGUGCCAGUGGAGGGUCACUGUUGCACGCACGACUUUUUUGAGUCAAUGAGAUCCUUUAUUUUUGAAAUUGGUCUUUUGUCGAAAGUAACUUUCGAAAACCCUUUUUGACGGGUUUAUUUCGUUAGUUUAAAACGGACAAAGUAACAGUAUUACUGUAGACUCGUAGCCGGGAGGUUAAAGUGAACCUACUUUUCGAAAUUUUCAAAAAAUAAAAUUGAGUUUUUUAGCUUUUGUGGAAAAUAUGAUUUUUUCCACUCAAUAUUUAUUAUUUCUGUGCCACAAUUGUUUUUUCUUCUAUAAAAACCUGAUUUGACCGAUUACAUCAAAAUUUAAACUCGAUUUUAACGAUAUUUUUGUCGAAAAAUCGGGAAAAUCCGAAGUUUCAGUCGAAAUUGAAGAUCUUCUUCUAAGUUCAAGAAAAAAAUAAUGAAUAUCUGGAGUUGUGUGAAAUUUUGACUAGAAACAUUGUUUACAUUAGAAAAUAUCAUAUCAAGCCAUCAAACUCAAAAAAACUAAAGAUUUCAUGGCUUUUCAUUUUUGGAAAGACCGUCGUGCCAGAAAAAGAUUUUUCGAAAAAUACGUUUUUGUUUACACGUCAUAAACAGCGUCCAAAACACAUUAAUGUCAAUUUUACAUAGAUAGCUCUUGUAGAGGAAGAAAAACCCUACAUUUUUGAUCUUACGACCAAAACCAUUGGAAUUACCCAACAUUCACAAAACUGACCUAAAGAUGAACAACUCUUGUAACACUAUUUAUGAAACACCCUUUAUAUCAUAACUAGUAAACAUUAUAAUUUUGUUUAAAAUAUUCAAAUCUUGAAACAGUGAAAUUUUUCAAAUUCUGACAUUAUUUCUUACAAAUAAAAUUAAUUUUUUGAAUUCUGAAAUUGUCUCUUUAUAGAAAUAUUUUAAAGCAAAACAUUAUCAGAAAUUUCCCUAUUUUCUUAAAACCAAAAUUCACAUUUUCUCCUUUUUUUUCCAUGACAAAAAUCUGUCAUUCAAGUAAAAACUAAUUAAAAAUAUAUCAAAAUUACUGUACUUUUUAUCAGUGUUCUUUUUGAAUGCUCAAAGUACACAGAUCUUUGAUCUAAAAACAAUAAUUUGUUUGCAGAUUUCCGAACCUCAAAAAGAAUAAUGGCAACAAUACGGUGAAAUACAAAAACUCAAAAUGGUCUCAACACAAUUCUCUACAGUACUCCUCAAUAAAAAUCGCGCGCGCCCAAUUUUUGUUUUCAUUUUUGAAAAUUUUCCCCCAUCUAUUUCUCUCGUAUUAUUUUUUCGUAUUUUUCCUUUCCCUAUCCCGAUUUCCAAAAAAAACACAGAAAAUUGUUGUAUAUUUCGAUCAUUUCAAUUUUUUGUCAAUUUUUGCUUGUUUUGUUGUCGUUGUUUCUUUUUUGUCUUGGUGUGUAUUGUCUUCAGCGAAAUCUCGUUUUUUUCUUCCAUUUUUUGUCCGUAUAAAAUUUUUUGAUAAUUUUUUCAUGAGUUUUUCUUCUGGGAUUGACACUAUAUUUUUGGUAUUUACUUUUGUCGAUGACACUUUUUUUGUUAUCAUUUGAUAACAUUUUUUAUUCUAUUUUAUUUGGAUUUUUCUCAAGCGUGAGAACUUUUUAUAUUUGUUUUUGAAGAUUUUUUUUCAAAAUGAGUUUGGCCGAAAAAGUUGGAAAUGAAAAAAAUUUGGAACUUUUGAUUGAGGGAAAAACUAAACAGAUUUUUCGAAUUCAGGGAGAAGAUGUGAGUUUUUUCGGGGAAAUUCAAAGUUAGAAAAAAAAGUUGAAAUUUGAAAUUUUUCCUCACAAUUUUAAUUUUUUUCAAAAUAAGAUUUGGCUCAAAAACUAUUGUUUUCAUAAAGUUGAAGUUCCAAAAUUCAUCUCAAUUUUUUUUUCGAAAUUUAAUUUACAGGAAAUCGUUUUGAUUCGAUCAAAAGAUUCUCUGACAGCUUUCAAUGCUGUUCGAAAAAAACGAAGUUGAUGGAAAAUCAAAAAUCGCGAAUCAAACAACUGUGAAUGUGUUCAAAUAUUUGAAAAAUGUUGGACUUCAAACACAUUUCGAAGAAGAAAUUUCGGAAACCGAAUUUAUUGCGAGAAAAUGUGAAAUGAUUCCAAUUGAAUGGGUUGCAAGAAGGUGAGAGGAAUUUCUAGAUGAAAAACAUUCAAACAAAGAACAUGUAGUAGUUUUGAAACAGUGAGAUAUUUUUUCAUGUAAAAAAUUGAAUUUUCAAGAGAAAUGAACCUAAUUUGCAUUUGAAAUAUACCUUGGCAAUGAUGGUACUUAUAACAAGAAAUCAGAUUUGCAAUGAUUUUUAAUGAAUUUUUGAAACAGUGAUAUUUUUUAUUGAAAUUUUUUUGAAAAAAUUCGAAAAUUCAACAAAAAUAUAAUUUUUUCAAAAGAUUGAAUAAUAAUUUAUUGGAGAAAAAAAAUAGAGAAAGAAAAUGAGAAUUAUACUUAAGAUUGUGAUUAAAAAAUUUAGAUCACACGAAAACAUUUUGAAGGUUUGAAACAGUGUAUUUUUUUUUUUGAUAAGUUAAUUUGAUUAACUGGAUAAAAAAACGAAAUUCAUUUUUAAUCACAUUUUGAAACAGUGUAUUUUUUUUUGAUAAGUUAAUUUGAUUAACUGGAUAAAAAAACGAAAUUCAUUUUUAAUCACAUUUUGAAACAGUGUAUUUUUUUUUGAUAAGUUAAUUUGAUUAACUGGAUAAAAAAACGAAAUUCAUUUUUAAUCACAUUUUGAAACAGUGUAUUUUUCAAAAAUUAUUAUUUCAUUUUUUACUGUAAUUUUUUUCUGACCACACUUUAGUGAUAAACGCUAUCAAAAAAACUUCUAUUGAAAUAAAUUUUGAAACAAUUUAUUUUGUCAAAACUCCAACAAUCAUCGUAGAUCAUUCCUCUCUAGAACUUCAAUAAUUUCUGAAACAAUGAAUUUUAUUUUGAAAAAAACAGUUCGAAAAAAUUGUUAAAACUGAAACUGUAGUGAAAUGUCAGCAUCUCAAAACUUUUGAAUAAAUUCUGAAAGAGCAUUUUUUCGGAGAGAGUAUUGACAAAUAAUUAAACAUUUUAGCGAUAGGGAUUCAAUAUGUAUUAAGAAUAUGCAAAUCCAGCAGAAAAACAUAUACAUUUUUAUUGAAACAGUAAUUUUUUCUAGUUUUCAAAAUUUUCAUAUUUUUGCAGAGUUGCAACUGGCUCAUUCUUGAAAAGAAAUCCAGGAGUAAAAGAAGGUUAUCGAUUCAAUGAUUUAAAAAUCGAAACAUUUUUCAAAGAUGAUGCAAAUGAUGAUCCACAAUGGACAGAUGAACAAAUUAUCUCAAAUCAUUUACAAAUUUCAAAUUUGAAAAUCGGAAAAGAAGAAAUACAAUUAAUGAAAAAACAAACAAAAUUAGUAUUUCGAGUUUUGGAAAAAGCAUGGCUUCUCUCAAAUUGUUCUUUGAUUGAUAUGAAAAUUGAAUUUGGUGUAACUUCAGAUGGAAAAAUAAUAUUAGCUGAUGUAAUUGAUAAUGAUUCAUGGAGAGUUUGGCCAGAAAAUGAUAAAAGAUUACAAUUGGAUAAACAAUUCUAUCGAGAUUUGAAAGAAGUUACAAAUGAUGCGAUUGCUCAGGUUAUCAAGAAUUAUACAAAAGUUAUGGAAAUAACAGAAAGAUUUUCGAAAAAUGAGCAAAAUGUUCGAGUUUUGAUUGUUAUGGGAUCGGAAUCCGAUGGUGUUUUUUCGAGAAAAAUUGCUGAAGAAGCGGAAAGGCUUGGAAUUCACACUGUUUCGAAAAUCAGUUCAGCUCAUAAGGUAAGAAUUUUAAGUAAACGUAUUUGACAACUAAAAACAAGAAGAUUUAUUUUAGAAAAAUCUCAUAAUUAUGUUGAAAUAAAUUUUUAAAAAUUAGAAUAAUCUUUAAAUUUUUUGGUCGACUGUGAAUCCAUAAAAGCCUAAAUUAGUUUAAACUUACAAAAUUUUUUUAGCUGUAGAAAAUUAAUUGAUAGAAAAAACUAUUAAUUAUUUUGAAACAGUGAACUUUUCAAAUUAUUUUUUUUUCAACUUUCAUUCUUCUCAAGUAAAUUUGCCAACAUUUCCGCGAAAAUAAUUUGAAACAGUGAACUUUUUCAAAACUGAAAAUAAAGCAAGAACAUUAUUUUACAGUUGAAAAACUAUUUCAAAACUAUUCGACAUUUUUCCGCUUUCACACUACGAACUGAAAAUUUCUAUUAUCAGAAAAUGUUUGAAAAUAAUUUGAAACAGUGAAUUUUUUCGGAAUAUUUUUUCACUGUUUCAAAAGAAUUAUUAAUUUUCAAAAUCUUUAAAAAUCCGAUUAUUCUUUGGAUAAUGAUUUGAAUUAAAAACUCACUGUAUUAGAAUUAAUUUAAAAGAUUCGCCAAUUUUUUUCCAGACAACAUCCGACACUCUCGAAAUCCUCUCCGAUUUGGAAUCCGAUCUUUCGCAACCAACAGUCGUAAUCGCUGUAGCUGGUAGAUCAAAUGGCCUCGGCCCAGUAAUUUCUGGCAAUUCCUCCCUUCCAGUCAUAAAUUGUCCACCACCUUCUGAUAAUUUAUCAUUGGAUAUUUGGUCAUCUCUUCGAAUGCCAUCUGGAAUUGGUUGUUCAACAGUUCUCGAUCCAAAAGAAGCUGCUUUAGCGGCUGCGAAAAUAUUAGCAACUCAUAAUCAUAUUGUUUUCGGAAGAGUUUUGACAACUCAAUUGCAACAACAAACAAAUAUUUAUGUGAGUUCCUGAUUUUUCUUUUAUCAUUGUUAAUCUGGACGAAUUUUCAGAACGCAAAUCGUGAACUUCACUAA
Caenorhabditis angaria is the source of this 8505-nucleotide messenger RNA. The record is from the annotation of a GenBank genome assembly. Lineage: Eukaryota; Metazoa; Nematoda; Chromadorea; Rhabditida; Rhabditidae.